CUGCGCCGUGUGGAUGUUACGUAAUGUAGUUUCAAAGGUUGUGUACAUUUGCCGGACUACACGUCCGAGGAACAUAAUGUGACAGUAAAUUCAGACAGUUAACCGCUUUACAACCUUCAGCCCCAGAGAAGAAGCUGAAAAGUUUAUCAUUAUGAGUUCCUGAUGUCUGUCUGUUGACUCAUCACUAUGAGUGGUGCUGCGUUGGCUGUUGUGGUUGUAGUGGUCUUCCUCUUGGCCCUCUACCUCCUCCAGCGCUAUGGAGACUUGCGGAAGCAGCAGCGGAUGGUCCUGUUGGGAACGCUGCUGUCCUGGUACCUCUGCUUCCUCAUCGUCUUCAUCCUGCCACUGGACGUCAGCACGACCAUCUACAAGCAGUGUAUUCUCGACAAUGCAAACCACCUUGCUCCUGUCACUCAAGCAAGGCACACUAAUCAGACAGACAGCAGAUCCUCUGUUUAUCCAACUGUCAGAAACAGGCUGCUGUUGCCCUUCAUGCAGUCUUACGCACGAUCGGGAACUUUCUCCAGAGUUGGAAAGAUUAAGACAGCUCUUAUUGAAAAUGCUAUCUAUUAUGGCACCUACCUCCUUAUCUUCAUCUCUCUGCUCGUGUAUGUGGCUGCUCACCCACAGUGGCAACUCACAUGGAGAGAGCUCCAGACCAUCGGCAUUACAGCCGCCAACACUUGGGGCCUCUUCCUUCUGGUGCUGUUGCUAGGCUAUGGCCUGGUGGAGAUCCCGCGUUCUUAUUGGCUCUCAUCUUCCAACGAUUACCUGCUGGCCAAGACCUACUUCAAGGCAGCAAAAAUGGCUACUGAGAAGGCAUCAGCUGAGGAGAACCUAGCAGAUGUUAUGGAGGAGGUGGCAAGCGUUAAUGGAUCUGUUAGGUACAACCACUGUCUCAGGAAGUGUGUGGACACUAUUAUUACAAAGUGUCCCACUGAGUACCAAGAGGAGAUGGGGAGAAAUGUGGAAAGCUCUUGUGGGGAACAGAAUCCUCUUCCCACCAAAAGAGGCCUGAUUAAGCUUCAUAAAAAAGUAAUCUCUGCAGUGCAGAGACACGGUCAGACUCGGGUACAGUGGUCCAUCUUGUUAGACCAGGCCUUUCAUCUGGAAGACGUAGCUGAAAGCCAGAGCAGCCCGGUCCGACACUUCAACCACAGCUUCCCUUCAGUACGCCAGCACAGCUGGAUCCAUCGCUUCAUAUACACUCCUACUGUGGAGUGGUACUGGGAGUGUGUGUUAAGGCAGGGUUUCUACAGGCUGCUGGCAGUUCUCCUGUGUCUACUCUCAGCAACAGUUGUUUGGUCCGAGUGCACCUUCUUCAGCACACACCCUGUCCUCUCCCUCUUCGCUGUCUUUGUUCAGAUGGCGGAAAAACAACACAACUACAUUUGUAUCGAGAUGGCGUGCUUUGUCAGUAUCCUCUUCCUGUGUGUCUGUGUCUACUCCACAGUGUUCAGGAUACGAGUUUUCAACUACUAUUACCUGGUGCCACAUCACCAGACUGAUGCUUACAGCCUGCAGUUCAGCGGCAUGUUGUUUUGUCGUCUGACCCCUCCUUUAUGCCUCAACUUUCUGGGCCUGAUUCACAUGGACUCCGCCAUCUCACACCAGGACAGAAUACAGACAUCCUACACCUCUGUCAUGGGCUCUAUGAGUGUGCUAUAUUUCAUAUCUGAUGGGUUCUACAUCUACUAUCCCAUGCUGGUAUUGCUACUCUGCUUUGCCACUUUUUACAGCCUGGGCUCUCGCUGUUUGAACCUCCUCGGCUUUCAUCAGUACAUCACUGACGAUAACUUGACCUCUGACCUGGUGGAUGAAGGCAAGGAACUCAUCAGAAGAGAAAGAAGAAUGAAACAGAAGGCUGAGGAUGGAGAAAAUCGAAGAUGGGCCUGGAGGGAGCGGUAUGGAAUCCAGGGGGCUACUGGGCGGACCAGAGCAGGUUACACUCAGCUGAAGGAUGACCAGAACUGUUCUGUCACAGAGGUCAACAAUAGUGUUAUCAGAUUCACCAGAAGAGAUGGGGAGAAAGAGGAGCAGAGAUGCCUACUGCGAGAUAAUUCCAGUGAUGAAGGUUCACCAAACAGAAGAUCCACAGGAGGACGGUACCUGUCUCUGUCACCUUCUCAGACAGGCAUCUUUGAUGAUGUUUGAUAGACAAAAGACCUGGAGGGAGAACAAAAAAAGCUAGUACACGCUGGAAUCGG
Etheostoma cragini (Arkansas darter) is the source of this 2207-nucleotide messenger RNA. It is a transcript of the gene lmbrd2a, whose product is annotated as LMBR1 domain containing 2a. Lineage: Eukaryota; Metazoa; Chordata; Actinopteri; Perciformes; Percidae. Gene Ontology annotation, biological process: adrenergic receptor signaling pathway. Gene Ontology annotation, cellular component: membrane. Bases 187 to 2154 code for a protein of 655 amino acids. The record is from RefSeq and is a predicted model, not a curated record. The transcript is spliced from 17 exons.